This is a messenger RNA of Galdieria sulphuraria, 766 nucleotides long. RefSeq lists its product as uncharacterized. The transcript is spliced from 3 exons. NCBI's taxonomy places the organism in Eukaryota, Rhodophyta, Bangiophyceae, Galdieriales, Galdieriaceae. Bases 185 to 628 code for a protein of 147 amino acids. The record is from RefSeq and is a predicted model, not a curated record. Gene Ontology annotation, molecular function: protein binding.
GGACGGUUGAAGCAAUUCCAGAACAACACAAUUAUUCAUUACAGCUGAACGUGGCCAUUUGUUCUUUCUUUGAGAGGGAGGGGGUGUUGAAGAUACUGUUUGUUUCUUAUAUUUGAAUUAGUAUUGUUCAGUGUGUAUUUGGUAGCAUGUUUUACGGAGUUGUAUUGUAACUGACCAAAAUAUCAUGGCUUGCGUGGCAAACGAGCCUGCUGGUUGGAAGACAAGUUACGAACCAACUCAACUAGCAGAUAAUGAGUGCAGCACCCCUCAACUUGAAGUUUGUACUAUAAGGUUUUUGUUAUUGGAUGGUAACGACUUUCGUGUUGCUUUCCCACCAAACACUACAGUGUUGCAGUUGAAAGAAAGGGUUCUUGAAGACCGACCACAAGCUUUUCUUUCAUUUUUAGAACACAAUAGACUGCCUUCUCCAUUGUAUCCCUCAGAUAUUCGUUUGUUUUACUUUGGAAAAGAUAUGGAAGAAGAAAAGACCCUUCAAGAUUAUGGAAUUUCACCUCAAGAAGUCUCCACUAUUCAUUUCGUUGUUCGAAUGAGAACACAUCAAGUUGUUCAAUCCGAAAAGGAUGAAGUGAAAAAACAACGAGCUUGUGCGUCUUGUGUAAUAUGUUGAAUGGUGGUGGAGUUGGGAAACUGUUGUUGUCGCAUUUAUUUAUCAUUUCAUAUGGCGGUUAGGUGAAGAAAAGGUUGAUAGUCUUGUCGAUGACGAACAUCUUUCGUUGUAGAUAUUCCCGAAUUAUUCUUAUGACAC